GUGUGACCGUAUCUUGGGUAAACAGUACAUAUACGCGGUAGGUGUGGCGAUAGAACACCGAUCGGGCAUUGGCUUUCGAUUGGCGGGGUGCACGCACAAAAUGAAAGUGAAUUCCCUAUAUAAAGGGUGGUUUUCUAGCUACGCGACAGAAGCCAUUUAAUUUUCCAUACAGGACACUCUAGCCAAAGUAUUAGCCGGUCAACAUGAGGGCCCUGGUAUGUGUGAUGCUGAUCGCCGUGGCGUUCGCCGCCGAAGAAAAAACCGUCCAGAAGCGUGGACUGCUGGGUUUGGGAGGUUAUGGCGAUCUGGGCCUCGGAGGUCAUGGUCUCCUCGGUGGUGGUCUGGGACACGGAAGUGUGGCGAUCGCCGUUCACGAUAGGCCCGUCGCCGUACCAGUUCCGGUCCCGAAACCGUACCCGGUCGCCGUCGACCGACCAAUCCCGGUAAAGGUACCAGUCGCGGUCCCGCACCCAGUUCCAGUGGCAGUUCCGGUCCCCCAGCCUUACCCUGUGGUUCAAACCAAAACCAUCACGGUUCCAGUCGACAGACCCUACCCAGUGUCGGUUCCAGUUAAGGUGCCCGUACCUGUACCGGCCCCAUACCCCGUCAAGGUCGCGGUGCCCCAUGCAGUUCCAGUCGCUGUUCCCCAGCCCGUCCUCGUCAAGGAAACUGUUCCCGUUCUCGUUCAUGGACACGGUUUGGGACACGGUUUGGGACACGGUUUGGGACACGGUUUGGGACACUCCCGCCACAUGCCCACCACCGUCGAUCCGUUCAAGGGUUCGUCGUGGACGUCUCAACGUAUAAAAGCAGAGGAUCUUCUUGGUAUCUCAUCAGUCGCAAAACAACGACCAGCCAAGUCCGAUAGCAGCACCAUGAACGCUAAGCUCUUCAUCGCCUUCGCCUUAGUGGCGGUGGCAUUCGCCGAGGAACAAAGCGAAGAUACAGUGACAGUAACGAAGAAGGAGAAACGAGGAAUCUAUGGAAUAGGAUACGGAGGACACGGAGGACACGGAGGAGGAUACGGUGGAGGAUACGGCGGAGGAUACGGUGGAGGAUACGGUGGAGGAUAUGGUGGAGGUGGUUAUGCCGUGCCAGUAGCUGUUCCUGUUCCGCAACCUGUCGCUGUUCCCGUUGACAGACACGUUCCCUACCCGGUUAAGGUACCAGUCGCAGUGCCAGUGGACCGUCCAUAUCCCGUCCACGUGCCGAGACCUUAUCCAGUGGAGGUGACCAGGCACGUUCCAGUCCCUGUUGACAGGCCAGUCCCAGUUCCAGUCAGCGUUCCUGUCAAGGUUCCAGUGCCAGCCCCGUAUGCCGUCAGAGUACCUCAACCCUAUGCCGUGCCGGUCGUCAAACCCGUUGCAGUGCCAGUGGGACAACCCACGGUGAUCGUUGAGAAAUCCAACAACGGAUGGAAUGUCGGUGGUGGUGGUGGUGGUUACUCCUCCUGGUAAACAACGAGCCAAACUCUUCGUGGAUUUUAGGGAGCUAGCUUCGCUCGUCUCAGCAUCGUUGCAUCGAUUCUCAGCUGAUCGUUCGAACGAUCGCAACCAACGAUGUUUCUCGAAACGAUUUUCUAUCGAGGAUAAGGACACUCCUGAAAGCAACCGUUGGACAAUGAUUUCAUCCUCUGGAUUUUUCUUUUUUUCAAUCACCUAUUUUUUCAUCAACGACGCGAAGAUUGGCUCCCAUGACUGGAUCUGGCCCCCUGUCGGCCCGUUCUUGACGUCCACCGACCAUCCGGUUCGAUGGAUCUCUUCGUGGGAUGGAUAGAAGGAGCAGAUCGAACGUGUUUCGCCUCUGUGACUUUAGGCAUAAUUUUGUAUCUCGUUUAACUGUCUCUUCUUUUGUACAUGUA
Molecule: messenger RNA, 1861 nt
Organism: Osmia bicornis bicornis
Lineage: Eukaryota; Metazoa; Arthropoda; Insecta; Hymenoptera; Megachilidae
Product: tetra-peptide repeat homeobox protein 1-like
Exons: 7
Coding region: 204-1457 (417 amino acids)
Source: RefSeq, a predicted model, not a curated record